Molecule: messenger RNA, 4482 nt
Organism: Aspergillus tubingensis
Lineage: Eukaryota; Fungi; Ascomycota; Eurotiomycetes; Eurotiales; Aspergillaceae
Product: pleiotropic drug resistance family ABC transporter
Exons: 2
Coding region: 1-4482 (1493 amino acids)
Biological process (GO): transmembrane transport
Cellular component (GO): membrane
Molecular function (GO): ABC-type transporter activity; ATP binding; ATP hydrolysis activity
Source: RefSeq, a predicted model, not a curated record
AUGUCGUCGUUCGUCGCCACGACAAAUCCCAACUCCUCCCGGGCACAGGCGGUGGUCAGCCAUAACCUGCCACAAAUGCAGGGCAGCCCAGACUUGGACAAUGCAGUCCAUGGACCCCCCGGGAGCGCAUACACCGAGAAGUCGGAGCAGAGAAGCGAAGAUGACGAAACUUUGCAAGGGAAGGAGGAGAAGAUAGAAGCUCGGGUGGGCGACCUUGCUCGACAGCUCACGCGCCAAUCAACUCGGUUUUCUACCAAAGGCACCCUCGAUAAUCCCUUUGCAGUCGACGAUCCGGAAUCGACGCUCAACCCUCACAGCCCCAAUUUCAAGCCCAAGGACUGGAUGAAGAUGCUUCUCGCCAUCAGAUCUCGUGACCCCGAGCGAUAUCCUGACCGUACAGCUGGUGUUGCUUUCAGGAAUUUGAAUGUUCAUGGAUUCGGGUCGCCGACCGACUACCAGAAAGACGUCCUGAAUUCACUCCUCGAACUGGGCACACUGGCUCGCCGACUAGUCGGAAUGAAGAUGCAAAAGAUCCAGAUUCUUCGUGAAUUCGACGGUUUGGUGAAAAGUGGGGAGAUGGUUGUUGUGCUUGGAAGACCUGGUAGUGGUUGUUCCACGUUCCUCAAGACAAUUGCCGGAGAGAUGAACGGUAUUGAAAUGUCUGAAGACUCUGUGCUCAACUACCAGGGUAUACCCGCAAAAGAGAUGCAAAAGUCUUUCCGGGGUGAAGCUAUCUACAACGCCGAGACCGAUGUCCACUUCCCUCAACUUUCCGUUGGUGAUACACUGAAGUUUGCGGCCCUCGCAAGGGCCCCUAGGAAUCGCCUUGAGGGCGUCAACCGGCACCAAUAUGCGGAGCAUAUGAGAGACGUGGUCAUGGCCAUGCUUGGACUUUCCCAUACGAUCAAUACUCGGGUAGGAAAUGACUUCAUUCGCGGAGUCAGUGGUGGUGAGAGGAAGCGUGUCAGUAUCGCAGAGGCAACCCUCAGUCAGGCACCACUCCAGUGCUGGGAUAACAGCACUAGAGGUCUUGAUAGCGCCAAUGCCCUUGAAUUCUGCAAGAACCUUAAUCUCAUGAGCAAGUACUCCGGAACCACUGCUUGUGUCGCUAUCUAUCAGGCGUCUCAGAGUGCAUACGAUGUGUUCGACAAGGUGACUGUACUCUACGAAGGACGGCAAAUCUAUUUCGGACGAACCACGGAGGCGAAGCAGUUCUUUGUGGAUAUGGGAUUCGAGUGCCCUGAGCGUCAAACCACUGCCGACUUUUUAACAUCUCUCACCAGCCCAUCGGAGCGCUUGGUCCGCCCUGGCUUUGAGAACCGUGUCCCUCGUACUCCAGAUGAAUUCGCAGCAGCUUGGAAACAAAGCAGUGCCAGAGCUGCACUUCUCAGGGAAAUUGAAGAGUUUGAGCAGCAGUACCCGAUCCACGGCUCUUCCUAUGAUGCUUUCGUGGACGCCCGGAAGGCCAUGCAGUCGAAGAAUCAACGCGUCAAAUCUCCCUACACUAUCUCAGUGUGGGAGCAGAUCUCCCUGUGCACUGUUCGUGGAUUCCAACGUCUCAAGGGAGACUCCAGUUUAACUGUCAGUGCCUUGGUUGGUAACUUUAUUAUUGCCUUGAUUGUGGCGUCGGUUUUCUACAACCUCCCGGAUACAACGGCCAGCUUUUACUCCCGUGGAGCUCUGUUGUUCUAUGCAGUUCUCUUGAAUGCCUUCUCCAGUGCCCUCGAAAUUUUGACACUCUAUGCUCAACGUCCGAUUGUCGAAAAGCAGGCAAGAUAUGCAUUUUAUCAUCCUUUUACGGAAGCCGUGGCUUCCAUGCUGUGCGAUACACCUUAUAAGCUCCUCAACUCAAUCACGUUCAACCUUCCCUUGUACUUUAUGACAAACUUGCGUCGCACUGCUGGUGCCUGGUGGACAUUUUGGAUCUUUUCAGUUGCCACUACAUAUACCAUGUCCAUGAUUUUCAGAACUAUGGCCGCCACCUCACGAUCUCUCUCGCAAGCACUUGUGCCUGCGGCUCUUUUAAUCCUGGGAAUGGUCAUUUACACAGGUUUUGUGAUUCCCACUCGCAAUAUGCUUGGCUGGUCCCGUUGGAUGAACUAUAUCAACCCGAUCGCCUACUCCUUUGAAAGUUUCAUGGUCAAUGAGUUUUCUGGUCGCCAUUUUACAUGCUCCAGCAUUGUUCCUUCUGGCGAUGGAUAUGACUCCAUAUCCUUGGACUACAGGAUUUGCUCCACAGUCGGUUCCACGGCCGGAUCGGCGAUCGUGGAUGGAACUUCCUACCUGAAACAAAGUUUCGAAUACACUAAAGGACAUGAAUGGCGCAACUUCGGAAUCUUGAUCGCCUUCAUGGUAUUCUUCUGUUUUGUCUACCUUGCUAGCACCGAAUAUAUCUCCGAGGCAAAGUCCAAGGGUGAAGUCCUCUUGUUCCGCCGCGGCCACCAGCCAAAGCUUGGCGAAGCCGACAUGGAAUCUUCAGCUACCCCUGGCGGAGCUGUCAAAGGCGACGCUCCCGCCCAGGACUCGGAAGUUCGCAUUCAGAAGCAAACGGCUAUCUUCCAUUGGCAAGAUGUGUGUUACGACAUCAAGAUCAAGGGUGAACCUAGACGCAUCUUGGAUCAUGUCGACGGCUGGGUGAAGCCCGGGACUUGCACCGCCCUGAUGGGUGUGUCGGGAGCCGGUAAGACAACAUUGCUUGAUGUCCUGGCCACGCGUGUCACAAUGGGUGUUGUUACGGGAGAGAUGCUUGUCGAUGGACGGCCACGCGACCAGUCCUUCCAACGCAAAACCGGAUAUGUACAACAACAAGAUCUGCAUCUACCUACUUCUACCGUUCGCGAGGCUCUCCGAUUCAGUGCUCUGCUGCGUCAGCCGGCCCAUGUUAGCCGACAGGAGAAACUGGACUACGUUGAGGAGGUGAUCAAACUCCUGGGCAUGGAGCCUUACGCGGAUGCGAUCGUUGGUGUGCCCGGAGAGGGAUUGAACGUGGAGCAACGCAAGCGAUUGACGAUUGGUGUCGAACUUGCUGCCAAGCCGCAGUUGUUGCUUUUCUUGGAUGAACCUACUUCUGGUCUUGACAGUCAAACUUCAUGGUCAAUCCUCGACCUUAUUGAUACACUUACUAAACAUGGACAAGCCAUUCUUUGCACCAUCCACCAGCCUUCUGCCAUGUUGUUCCAGCGCUUUGACCGAUUGCUCUUUUUGGCGCGUGGCGGUAAGACGAUUUAUUUUGGUGAAAUUGGCGAAAAUUCCAACACACUGUCCAGCUACUUUGAACGCAACGGCGCCCAUCCAUUGUCCGAGGGAGAAAACCCGGCAGAGUGGAUGCUUGAUGUUAUUGGAGCAGCACCAGGUUCACAUACAGAUAUAGACUGGCCAAAAGUAUGGAAAGAAAGUCCUGAGCAUACGAAAGUCAAGGAGCACCUUGCAGAACUGAAAUCGACACUAUCUACCAAACCCGAGGACAACUCUGACCCCGAAGCUUUCAAGGAAUACGCAGCAGGAUUUGGUGUCCAGCUUUAUGAAUGCUUGCUCCGUGUCUUUGCCCAAUAUUACCGCACGCCAAGUUACAUCUGGUCGAAGACAAUUCUCUGUGUUCUGUCCGCCCUCUACAUUGGAUUUUCGUUCUUCCACGCUCCUAAUUCCAUUCAGGGCAUGCAGAACCAGAUGUUCAGUGUGUUCAUGUUGAUGACUAUCUUCGGUAAUCUGUGCCAACAGAUCAUGCCACACUUUGUCACUCAAAGAUCACUCUACGAAGUCCGAGAACGCCCAUCCAAGACCUAUUCCUGGCAGGCAUUCAUGACGGCCAACAUUUUCGUGGAACUCCCGUGGAAUACCCUGAUGGCCGUUCUUAUGUUCGUCUGUUGGUACUACCCGAUCGGUUUAUACAACAACGCGAAGCCCACUGAUGCCGUUAAUGAACGGGCUGGUCUCAUGUUCCUGCUUAUUUGGGUCUUCCUUCUCUUUACGUCGACCUUCGCCCACAUGGUGAUUGCUGGAAUCGAGCUAGCAGAGACAGGAGGUAAUAUCGCGACGUUGCUAUUCUCCCUUUGCUUGAUCUUCUGUGGUGUUCUUGCGACUCCAUCCAACAUGCCUGGAUUUUGGAUCUUCAUGUACCGGGUGUCCCCAUUCACAUAUUUGGUAUCUGCCAUGCUCUCAACAGGCCUUUCCGGGACUACCGUGACAUGCGAAGCUGUCGAGUAUUUGUCAUUCAACACCCCUGGAAACGAGACGUGUCAGGAUUACAUGUCAUCGUAUAUCAGCGCUAAUGGGGGUUACCUGUUGAACCCAUCAGCCACAUCAGACUGCCAAUUCUGCACUAUGAGCAGCACGGAUACCUUCCUUGCUUCAGUGGUUAGUUACUUCUCGGAUGCCUGGCGCAACUUUGGCUUGAUGUGGGUGUACAUCUUCUUCAACAUUGUUGCGGCGGUGGGUAUCUAUUGGUUGGCUCGUGUGCCAAAGGGCAAGAUGGUGGCUAAGUGA